Messenger RNA from Oenanthe melanoleuca, 1457 nucleotides. RefSeq names its product sedoheptulokinase (gene SHPK). Gene Ontology annotation, cellular component: cytosol. The transcript is spliced from 7 exons. Gene Ontology annotation, biological process: cellular response to lipopolysaccharide; carbohydrate metabolic process. Bases 16 to 1434 code for a protein of 472 amino acids. Lineage: Eukaryota; Metazoa; Chordata; Aves; Passeriformes; Muscicapidae. Gene Ontology annotation, molecular function: sedoheptulokinase activity. The record is from RefSeq and is a predicted model, not a curated record.
GACAGCCAUCCCCUCAUGGCCGCGGCGGGCGGGCCUGGGCCCAGCUGCGUGCUGGGCAUUGACCUGGGCACGACAUCGGUGAAGGCAGCCCUGGUGACAGGGACAGAGCGAGGGCUGGCGCUGGCACAAAGCUGCUGCAGGGAGACGCGGGCACACAGCGAGAGCCCGGGAGCUGCACCGCAGGGAAUGGAGCAGGAUGUCCAGAAAAUCAUAAAAGCAUUGAAUGAAUGCCUUGCUGCUCUGCCUCAGCAGCAGCUUCAGCAAGUCACCCACAUUGGUAUUUCUGGACAAAUGCAUGGGGUUGUGUUUUGGAAAAGUGAUAAAGGUUGCAAGUGGUCAGAGAGUGGCACAGGCCCUGCCUUUGAGGCAGAGCAGGUCAGCCCCCUGGUCACCUGGCAGGACGGCCGCUGCAGCCCCACCUUCCUCACUUCCCUUCCCCUGCCACAGUCCCACGUCAGCCUGGCUACAGGAUUUGGAUGUGCCACAGUCUUCUGGUAUUUAAAGAACAGUCCAGAUUUUCUGAAGGCUUAUGAUGCAGCUGGCACCAUCCAGGACUAUGUGGUUGCCAUGUUGUGUGACCUGAAGAAGCCACUCAUGUCUGUCCAGAAUGCUGCCAGCUGGGGAUAUUUUAACUGCAGAAACAAGAGCUGGAAUACUGACAUACUGAAAAAAUCUGGCUUUCCUGUCCACUUGCUUCCAGAGGUGGGAGACCCUGGCAGCAUUGCAGGCAGGACAACCCGUGCAUGGCAUGGAAUACCCAAAGGAGCAAAAGUAGGAGUUGCUCUGGGAGAUUUCCAGUGCUCUGUUUAUUCCUGUCUGACUGAGAGGACUGAUGCAGUUCUUAAUAUCAGCACCUCUGCUCAGCUGACCAUCUCAAUGCCCCUGGGUUUCCAGCCUCCAGAGGCACCAGAUCCUUCCUCAGCUGUCACUUACUUUCCCUACUUCAAUGGUGACUACUUGGCAGUGGCAGCAUCACUCAAUGGAGGGAACGUGCUUGCAACAUUUGUGGGAAUGGUGGCACAGUGGGCACAAGAGCUGGGAUUUCAGAUUGAGGAAUCUGCCAUCUACCCGAGGAUAAUCCAAGCAGCCUUGGCCCAAAAGCACAGCAAGCUCUCAGUCCACCCAACCCUGUUUGGAGAGAGACACCUUCCUGAGCUGCUGGCAUCAGUGAGUGGCAUUGGUGCCUCUGAGCUGUCCCUGGGCCAUGUCACCAGAGCCCUGUGCCGUGGCCUGGUGGAGAACCUGUGCUCCAUGUUGGCUGUGCAGCAGCUGGAGGAGAUGGGGGUGAGCAGGAUCCUGGGCAGCGGCAGCGCCCUUGCCAGGAACGAGGUGCUGAGGCAGGAAGUGGAAAGGAUUUUUCCAUUCCCUGUGGUUUAUGGGAAGGAUGUGGAUGCUGCUGUGGGGGCAGCUAUGGUGAUGUUUCAUAGUAAAUAAAGUCAUUAUUUGGAAUGGUCUGA